AUGAGGAGCAGGAAGGAGGAAGGAGGAGCUCGGCUACGGGCGACUGGGCGGUGCGGCGCGGAGAUGGCCGGUGGCACGGAGACACGGCGGUGCGGCGCGGAGAUGGCCGAUGCGGCGCGGAGAUGGCCGAUGCGGCGCGGAGACGCGGUGCGGCGCGGAGAUGGGCGGUGCGGCCCGGAGCGGAGAUGGCCGGUGGCGCGGAGUGGCCGGUGGCGCGGAGACGCGGCGGUGCGGCACGAAGAUGGGCGGCGAUCUGAGAGAGCAAACCCUAAGGCGAAAAUGCUUGCGAGAAUGGAUAAGGAAAAGAGCUCGAAGGCUGGAACGAGUGGCGGUGAGUUAUCAACGAUUGACUAUGAGGUCUUCUUGAGUUUCAGAGGGCCGGAUACUCGCCAAGGAUUCACGGAUUGCCUUUACCAUGAAAUGCAAGAAGCUAACAUCCGUGUUUUCUUCGAUGAGGAAGAGCUCCACGUCGGCAAAGAAAUAGCUUAUGAACUACCGAUGGCUAUCGAAAAGUCGAAGAUCUAUGUACCAAUCUUCUCCAAAGGUUAUGUUUCAAGUCCCUGGUGCCUUCGCGAGCUUACACACAUGGUGGAGUGCACGAAUACCAAACCUUCUGAGAAGGAAAUCAUGCCGAUUUUCUACAACGUGAAACCUUUUGAUGUUAAGCUUAUGUCUCAACUGUACGUCCGCGAUUUGAAGAAGCAUGAAAAGAAGUUUGGUCGCCAGAUGAGGCUAAAUUGGGAGGAUGCCCUCAAAAGUGUAGCUAAAAUCAAAGGAUGGGAAUUGAAAAGCCAAGGGCACUGGAAAUUCAUUAAAUCAGUGAUACGAGAGAUUGUGAUGAAAUUGAAGACAAAAGACAAAUAUGUCACGGAGCAUAUAGUCGGAAUGGAUGAUCAAGUGGAAGCUGUUCUGAAGUUAUUAGACGUGCAUUCUAAGGAUAUGCACGUUGUUCUAAUUCAUGGAAUGGGAGGAAUCGGCUUUCCCAACAUAAUCAACGAUGUUGAUGAUGGGAUCAAGGUGAUUGCGCAGCGACUUUCUAACAAGAAAGUUUUCAUCGUUCUAGAUGACGUGGAUGAUGAGGAACAACUCAAGAAACUAGCCAUCAAGCAUGUUUCACUCAACUCAGGGAGUAAAAUUAUUAUUACAACAAGGAAAAGAAGUGUCUUAAAAGCCAACCAAACAUUCGAGUACGAAGUGAAGUCGUUAGAUUCUGAGGACUUCCAUUGGCUCUUGAAGUUGUUGGCUCAUUACUUCAUUGCCAAAACAAAGCCUCAUGGAUAG
Molecule: messenger RNA, 1281 nt
Organism: Eucalyptus grandis
Lineage: Eukaryota; Viridiplantae; Streptophyta; Magnoliopsida; Myrtales; Myrtaceae
Product: disease resistance protein RUN1-like
Exons: 5
Coding region: 1-1281 (426 amino acids)
Biological process (GO): defense response; signal transduction
Molecular function (GO): ADP binding
Source: RefSeq, a predicted model, not a curated record